Musca domestica (house fly) is the source of this 7395-nucleotide messenger RNA. Its product is annotated as disks large 1 tumor suppressor protein. NCBI's taxonomy places the organism in Eukaryota, Metazoa, Arthropoda, Insecta, Diptera, Muscidae. Bases 915 to 3593 code for a protein of 892 amino acids. Gene Ontology annotation, molecular function: kinase binding. Gene Ontology annotation, biological process: chemical synaptic transmission. The record is from RefSeq and is a predicted model, not a curated record. The transcript has 14 exons. Gene Ontology annotation, cellular component: neuron projection; postsynaptic density membrane; neuromuscular junction.
UUACGUAUCCCUAGUGUGUGUGCCUUUCGAAGGGAAAGUUUAACGUUGACAAAAAUACGCCGCCGUUCGCACGAAAAAUACAAUAAAAUACACUUAAAAUAGAAAUUGUUGCUGUUUUGUGUUGUUUAUAUUCCAAAACAAAUAAAAGUUUAUUGAAAAAACAAAGAAUAUGUUUAAAAAACAACAAGUACAAUAGCGUUCGGGCUAUUUGGCAACAAGUGAAUGAAGAGAUAAAACAAACACACUCACACAUACGAUUUAUUAACGAAAAGAAGAAGAAGAGGAGCAAGAUAUAAUGAAGAUGAUGAUGAUUAAACAAGUAAUUUUAGACAUGUUGCGGCAACCAACCAGCACUCCUCGCUGAUGAUACAACAUUGUUGCUGUAGUAAUUGAGUGCCUUUACGUGCGUCGCCGUCGUCGGGCGAAUGAGUGUGUGCGUGCGUGUGUGUCAGUGUUGUUUAUUUUAUGGAAUUUGACAUAUCGCUCGCCGUCUUCUUCGUGUUUUGUUAGUGUAUUUGAUUAAAUCGUUCUCGCAAUAAUAAUUUUGUUUACUCCGUGGAAAAAGUAGAAUUUUUAGUAGAGAAAAAGGCAAUAAAUUCCAAAAGAAAAAAGCAAAAAACAAAUCAAGAAAAUUUAAGAGAGUGACCGAGCGAAUGACCAGUGGGUUAUAAUUAACGUGUUCUUGUUGUUGUUAUUACACCCAUUUUUUGCUGUUGAAAAAAAAAGAAUUUUGUAGUAUCGUUUGUCAUACAUUCACAACGAUUUCGUGUACUUGGCGGCGGACGGACGGACACAUAUAAUUAACACAGUUCAUUGUGACGCGCUAUAUAAAUACCGUGCGAUCCAACACACCUGCUGGCCACCGGUUAGCUUCCGAUCCCAGUGGAAUAAUUUUGUUUGUUUGCUGAAGAAAUAUGACUACACGUAAAAAGAAAAGCAAAGAUGGUGGCGGAGGCGGUGGGGGCUUUAUCAAAAAAGUAUCCUCCCUCUUUAAUUUGGACACGGUGAAUGGCGAUGAGAGUUGGAUAUAUGAGGACAUUACGUUAGAACGUGGAAAUUCUGGCUUAGGAUUUUCCAUAGCAGGUGGAACCGAUAAUCCACACAUUGGCACCGACUCCUCAAUUUAUAUUACCAAACUAAUACCGGGUGGUGCUGCUGCCGCUGAUGGUCGUUUGGGUGUAAACGACAUCAUUGUCUCGGUGAAUGAUGUCUCGGUGGUGGAUGUGCCGCAUGCCGCCGCGGUGGAAGCUUUGAAAAAGGCCGGCAAUGUAGUCAAACUGCAUGUAAAAAGAAAACGUACCGGUGGCGGUACACUCAUAGAUGAUCCCAGUCAAAUGGCCACGCCAGCUCAUGUUGAGGAUACGGGACCGAAAGUAUUGGAAAUUGAUUUGGUUAAAGGUAAUAAGGGGCUGGGUUUCUCCAUUGCCGGUGGCAUUGGUAAUCAGCAUAUACCAGGAGACAAUGGUAUCUAUGUCACGAAAAUAAUGGAUGGUGGAGCGGCUGCUGUUGAUGGUCGUCUGUCAAUAGGCGAUAAAUUGAUAGCUGUAAAAGCCAAUGGGGUUGAUAAAAAUCUCGAAAAUGUUACCCAUGAGCAGGCGGUGGCCACAUUGAAGUCGGUAGUCGAUAAAGUCACAUUGGUUGUGGGCAAAACUGCACACAGCCUGCCGGCAGCAUCAGCGGCGGGACAUCAUAUUAAUCAAGUGAAUUCGCAUUCAACAGGUGCGAUAAAUACAAUAGGGCAAACAGUUGUUGAUUAUGCUCGCUCAUCUUCCACCACACCAUACACGAACAACAACAACAACACAAACGCUAUGCCAACAGCAACAACAACAGCUACAAUUAACCAUAGCAAUCAGCACCACCACCAUGCAUCUUCCCCAGCCGUUGCUGAGCUAAUUCCAUCAACAUCUCGUUCCCAGUCACCUUUGCCUCAACAACCAGGAUCUAGGUAUGCAUCUUCAAAUGUAUUGGCCACAGUGCCUCCAGGCACGCCACGAGCGGUUAGCACCGAGGACAUAACAAGGGAGCCGCGUACAAUUACCAUUCAAAAAGGACCGCAAGGUUUGGGCUUUAACAUUGUGGGCGGCGAAGAUGGCCAGGGGAUUUAUGUAUCGUUCGUAUUGGCUGGUGGACCAGCCGAUUUGGGUGGUGAACUAAAACGUGGUGAUCAGUUGCUGAGUUGUAACGACAUAGAUUUACGGAAUGCCACCCAUGAAGAAGCCGCCUUAGCAUUAAAGAAAUCUGGUGGUGUUGUUACAUUGCUGGCCCAAUAUCGACCCGAAGACUAUAAUCGUUUUGAAGCUCGCAUUCAAGAACUAAAGCAACAAGCCGCCUUAUCUGCUGGCAGUACCGGCACACUGCUGCGCACAACACAAAAGCGUUCAUUGUAUGUUCGUGCUCUCUUCGACUACGAUCCAAAUCGUGAUGAUGGCCUGCCGUCGCGAGGACUACCAUUUAGACAUGGUGAUAUUCUGCAUGUAACAAAUGCCUCAGAUGAUGAGUGGUGGCAGGCCCGUCGUGUCUUGGGCGAUAACGAGGACGACCAAAUUGGCAUUGUACCAUCGAAACGGCGAUGGGAGCGAAAGAUGAGGGCCCGAGAUCGUAGUGUUAAAUUCCAAGGUCAAGCAGUUAGUGCAAAUAACAAUAUUGAUAAGCAAUCAACACUCGAUAGAAAAAAGAAAAAUUUUACAUUUUCGCGCAAAUUUCCCUUUAUGAAGAGUCGCGAUGAACGCAAUGAAGAUGGCAGUGAUCAAGAGCCUAAUGGAAUUGCCGCCAGUACUAGUGAACUUGAUGUUAAUCAUUUGAACAACAAUGAUUCCACCGAACCUCAGCCUUUUAUGCUAUGCUAUACACAAGAUGAUGCCAAUGCUGAAGGAGGUAACGAAAUCAUCUAUAGAGUGGAACUACCCGAUGCCGAUCAGAUUACCAUGAUCUAUUUGGAAAAUAAAGAUGCUGACUAUACUUCCGACGAGAAUGUCCUGUCGUACGAGGCUGUACAAAGAUUAUCGAUCAGCUAUACGAGACCCGUUAUUAUCUUGGGUCCCCUUAAAGAUCGCAUCAAUGACGAUUUAAUAUCCGAAUAUCCAGAUAAAUUUGGAUCAUGUGUGCCACAUACCACACGUCCCAAACGGGACUAUGAAGUAGAUGGCCGUGAUUAUCAUUUCGUUUCGUCGCGCGAACAAAUGGAACACGAUAUUCAAAAUCAUUUGUUCAUCGAGGCUGGCCAAUACAAUGACAACUUGUAUGGCACAUCGGUGGCGAGUGUACGCGAGGUAGCCGAAAAGGGCAAACAUUGUAUUCUGGAUGUGUCGGGCAAUGCAAUAAAACGGUUACAAGUGGCCCAGCUGUAUCCAAUUGCUAUAUUCAUUAAACCCAAGUCAAUAGAUUCCAUAAUGGAAAUGAAUCGCCGUAUGACUGAAGAACAAGCAAAGAAAACAUAUGAGCGUGCUGUUAAAAUGGAACAAGAAUUUGGUGAAUACUUUACGGGUGUCGUGCAAGGUGAUACCAUCGAAGAGAUCUACAGUAAAGUCAAGUCAAUGAUUUGGUCGCAAUCUGGUCCAACUAUUUGGGUGCCCUCAAAGGAAUCUCUAUGACCAGCCGCUGAGACAACAUGGACACUGCCACCUCGAGUACGUUGCCGACCAGUCUCGAGAUCAACGACAAUUACUACACAGCAACAACCACAACAACAACAGCAGCAGCAACAACAACACAAUAAAACCCAUUAGAAAACCUAACAAAAUGCAUCCUCAAUAAUACUGCAAACCAACAAACAAUCCUAACUCUUUUUAAACUACAUGGGUGGACUGAAAUUCGGUCACACGUUUUUUUGAAUACAAUACUACAUACACUACACAACAAGUCGUCCCUUGUGCAAAACAAAACAGAACCUAUUGCGAUAAACGCACGCAAUAUGCAACAAAAACAAGAACAUUUAUUAUUACUAUUAUUAUGAUUAUUAUUAUUAUGAUUAUCACUAACAUUUAGUUUCCCAAAAUGAAAACUGAAAGAAAAAACUAAAACGUUUUAAACGAUUUAAAUAUUAGCGCAACAAAAGAAAAAAUGAAGAAAACAAAAUAAUAGGACAGGCAAAAACAAAAUCUAUAUCCAAUGCAUUGUAAAAAUGCAUUUGUUGUUAUUUAGUAAAAAAAUAUAUAUUUAAACAAAUAUAAUUUAAAUUAAACAAAAAACUAAUUAGAAGACGAGCUGAAAUGAUGAGAGUAAAGAAGAAGAAAAAAAAAAACAAAUACUAUUUCAUAACGAAAUGCAAAACAAACAAAAAAACUCGAAUACCAUAUUAAAAUUAACCACCACACCACCAGAUGAAGAUGAUGAUGAUGAAGCAAUUAUAUAAUUAUUAUUAUUUUUUUUAAACAAUAGAACAAGAUACAAGCUAAUAACUUUUUAUUUGAAAAGCAAGGAAACAUUAAGUUAUUUACAGUUCAACGCCAAUUCUUUAAUAGAAGUUUUUACACAAACUACACGAAAUACACACACAAUAUCCUUCACACACACAGAUAAUUACAUGUAUGGUAAAAAGCAAUUUCUUUCUCUGAUGAAAUAUUUAUUCACAUCUUUUCUUUAAUUUUAUAGCCUGGGAAAUUUUCUUCUGCCUUCCUCUAAGAUACCAUGUUAUUAACUGUGCUACAAAUGAAUUGAGGAAAGAGCAUAAUCUCUAUUUAAAAGCUUGAGUCAAUAAGAAAACGAUAUUGAAUGUUCAACACUUGAAGCAAAUUCACAGCCCUUGCCAGCCAGUCCCCCACUCAUUUAAUUCGAGUAUCAAAAUGAAUGAAUGGAAUAUCGCAUGGCAAAGAAUUGGCUUUGGUCUUCCAUGGGGAUGAAACAUAUCUGAAUCCAGAGGAUUUCUCCACUAGGAAUAUAUUUAUUAGGUAUGCCUUUUAAAUAGACAUAAACAUAUUUGGGAUGGAAAAAUAACAAAGCAUUGAGAUUAUAUUUAUUGGUUCAAUACGUAUUCGGGAACGUCUCUAUUUUUCGAAUAGUCUUUGUUUGUAUGCUACAGAAAGAUAAUUGGUAGAAAGAAAUAUGAACUAAGAACUUCUAAAGGCACAAAUCUCUCUUUGUGAAACUCAAGAGCUAUAGGACAGUUUGGGGUUCCUUGAUCUUGUGUAGAGAUAAAAAGCCUAUAUAAAGGAAGAAAUAUAAUACAAUUUUUAAAAGUUCGAAUUAUUAAAACAUGUUUUUUUGGUAUUUCAUGGAAAAAAUUCCUCAAACUGUUUUUAUAGAUUCAAUAUUAUUCCCAGAAUUUUUCUAUAUAAUAUGAUAUAAAAAUUAAAAAAAAUUAAAUACUUUCAAGAGCUAAAUAACUUUAGGAGAUCCCUUUGAGAAGUUUUUUAAAUAGAAUCUUCUUUGAUAUAUAUAGUGGAAAGAUGCUAUAUCGAAGUCUUCUAUAUUGAUUAGGAGACCAUUUUGAGAAGUUUCUUAAAUAAAAUCUUCUUUGAGGUAUCAAUUUUUUAGGCCUUUUGCAUAUUCAUAUAUUGUGGAAAGAUGCUAUAUCGAAGUCUUCUAUAUUGAUUAGGAGACCAUUUUGAGAAGUUUCUUAAAUAUAAUCUUCUUUGAGGUAUCCUUUUUAGGCCCUUUGCAUACCCAUAGAGGGUUUAUAUAGUGGAAAAAUCUUUCCUUAGGUUUUCUACAAAUUUAGAUUUGGUCUCCACAGAUCUUGAAAUAUGUUAAAAUUAAAUGUUGAGGAAUUUUUAUAGCUCUUAGAGGACCAAUUUUUCAGAAUAUUACACAGAUUGGAAAUCUGUUAAAAGUCCUUUAUAGUAUGAAUAAAUAUCUAUCCCUCUUAGCUUUCCCUGUAUACUUUUCGAGCCCUAAAUAUUCGAUUUUAUUAUUGAAACAAUAAUAUAAUAUAACAUCUUGUGAACAAUUUUCAUAGCUAUUAGAGUACAAAUAUUUCAGCAUAUUAUACAGAUUGAAAAUCUGCUAAAAGUUCUUUAUAGUAUAAAUAUCUAUCCCCUUUAGCUUUCCCUUUAUACUUUUCGAACUCCAAAUAUUCGAUUUUAUUAUUGAAACAAUAAUAUAAUAUAACAUCUUGUGAACAAUGCGAAUCAAUUUGGAAAUUGUAUAGUUUUGCCUCUUUAGAAAAUCGUUUAGAAAAGUGGGUAAUUGUGAAAGAAAUACACACAUAUUUUUCGAACCUUUUGAUACGGCUAUAGGUGACGGAUGACCUGUUAGUUAAACCACAUUUUGAGUUCUAAUUUGGAUUGUAGUUCGUUUCUUGUUUCAAUUUUGUAUGCGCAAUCUUAGAGGUUUGGUAAAGCUGUUGGUGAUAACCACCAAAACAAAACUAAAAAAUUAUAAACAUAUAUUUCUUCAUGAAGAAAUAAUUGCUUGAAAAGUUUCAAAUUUGUUGAAAAUUUAUUGAAAGAAAAUACAAAAUCAUAUUUGUAUAACAUUUCAUUAUGAAUAAUAUUUUCCCUGGUUUUAUAUCGUAUUGUACUUAAAAUGCAAAGUAUCUUUCUAACAGAUUUCUAUUCAAAUUUCACCCCAAUCAUGUUUCCUUAGACUUCUAGAUGCUAUUCACUGGUAUUAAAACACUCUUUGUAUUACACACACACACAAGUAUAAUGUUUUUCUUAUUUAAAUUAGUUAUAUAGGUUCAUCCAACCAUCCAUCCCACCACCCCACACUGCUCCCACUCCUAAUAUGAAAACGACUUCAUCAUUUGUGUCAUCUUUUAUAACUACUUUAAUUUAAAAAUUAAAAUCUAUAAAAGAUGAAAAAAAAAUAAACUAGUUGAGGUUUUUUAUUUUAAAUUUAACUUAGCUAAAUUUUCUAAUCAUAUACCCACAUAUAUAUAUCAUACACAUACACGCAAAUACGCCUACGAAACUUAACAAGUGUCCUAACAACCUCUCCAUCAUUUAAACUCCUUCAUUUCCAAUCACGCCUUUUUUAAUUUAUAAACACACAAACAAAAUACACAACGACAAUUAUAUUAAUUUUACUAGAACACCUUUAUGUAAUUUAAUUUGUAAUGUAUUUAAUUUGUGUAUACAAAAAACCCAGCAACAAACAACAACAACCACAACAUUAACACUUUGUUUGUUAAGUAUUUCAAAGAAAACCCUUGAGCUUUGUAUGUUUUUACUUUUUGAAACUAAAGAAACAAAACUAAAACUAAUCCCCCACAUAACCAAACAAUUCUACUUAAAACUAAUAAUUAAUUUUUGUGCCUCCCCCUUCCCCUUUGCCCGUUUCCCUUUUCAAACACACAUAAUGUUAAUAUACACCCUAAAAAAAUAACAGAAAACAAUUUUUUUAAAUUGUGCUAAAUUGUUGAAAAACAAAAUCCCCGUCCCCCCUCAAAACAAACUAAUAACACAAAUGCAGUACGAAAGAAAUAUAAAACAAAUGUUUGUAUUAUUAUAUUAU